AUGACCAGUCACAUGACCAACCACAUGACCAGCCACAUGACCAGCCACAUGACCAGCCACAUGACCAACCACAUGACCAGCCACAUGACCAGUCACAUGACCAGCUACAUGACCGACCACAUGACCAGCUACAUGACCAGUCACAUGACCAGUCACAUGACCAGCUACAUGACCGACCACAUGACCAGCUACAUGACCAGCCACAUGACCAGCUACAUGACCAGCCACAUGACCAACCACAUGACCAGCCAUAUGACCAACCACAUGACCAACCACAUGACCAGCCACAUGACCAGCCACAUGACCAACCACAUGACCAGCCACAUGACUAGCCACAUGACCAGCCACAUGACCAGCCACAUGACCAGCCACAUGACCAGCCACAUGACUAGCCACAUGACCAGCUACAUGACCAGCUACAUGACCAGCCACAUGACCAGCCACAUGACCAACUACAUGACCAGCUACAUGACCAGCCACAUGACCAACUACAUGACCAGCCACAUGACCAACCACAUGACCAACCACAUGACCAACCACAUGACCAACCACAUGACCAACCACAUGACCAGCCACAUGACCAGCCACAUGACCAACCACAUGACCAGCCACAUGACCAGCCACAUGACCAGCCACAUGACCAGCCACAUGACCAACCACAUGACCAGCCACAUGACCAGCCACAUGACCAACCACAUGACCAACCACAUGACCAGCCACAUGACCAGCCACAUGACCAGCCACAUGACCAACCACAUGACCAGCCACAUGACCAGCCACAUGACCAGCCACAUGACCAGCCACAUGACCAGCCACAUGACCAGCCACAUGACCAGCCACAUGACUAGCCACAUGACCAGCCACAUGACCAACUACAUGACCAGCCACAUGACCAACUACAUGACCAGCCACAUGACCAACUACAUGACCAGCCACAUGACCAGCUACAUGACCAGCCACAUGACCAGCUACAUGACCAGCCACAUGACCAACCACAUGACCAGCCACAUGACCAACCACAUGACCAGCCACAUGACCAGCCACAUGACCAACCACAUGACCAGCCACAUGACCAGCCACAUGACCAGCCACAUGACCAACCACAUGACCAACCACAUGACCAGCCACAUGACCAGCCACAUGACCAACCACAUGACCAGCUACAUGACCAGCCACAUGACCAACCACAUGACCAAACACAUGACCAGCCACAUGACCAACCACAUGACCAGCUACAUGACCAGCCACAUGACCAACCACAUGACCAGCCACAUGACAAGCCACAUGACCAGCCACAUGACCAGCCACAUGACCAGCCACAUGACCAGCCACAUGACUAGCCACAUGACCAGCCACAUGACCAGCUACAUGACCAGCCACAUGACCAGCCACAUGACCAACUACAUGACCAACUACAUGACCAGCUACAUGACCAGCCACAUGACCAACUACAUGACCAGCCACAUGACCAACCACAUGACCAACCACAUGACCAACCACAUGACCAACCACAUGACCAACCACAUGACCAACCACAUGACCAGCCACAUGACCAACCACAUGACCAGCCACAUGACCAGCCACAUGACCAGCCACAUGACCAGCCACAUGACCAACCACAUGACCAGCCACAUGACCAGCCACAUGACCAGCCACAUGACCAACCACAUGACCAACCACAUGACCAGCCACAUGACCAGCUACAUGACCAGCCACAUGACCAACCACAUGACCAGCCACAUGACCAACCACAUGACCAGCCACAUGACCAGCCACAUGACCAGCCACAUGACCAGCCACAUGACCAACCACAUGACCAGCUACAUGACCAGCCACAUGACCAACUACAUGACCAGCCACAUGACCAACCACAUGACCAACCACAUGACCAACCACAUGACCAACCACAUGACCAACCACAUGACCAACCACAUGACCAGCCACAUGACCAGCCACAUGACCAACCACAUGACCAGCCACAUGACCAACUACAUGACCAGCCACAUGACCAACUACAUGACCAGCCACAUGACCAACUACAUGACCAGCCACAUGACCAGCUACAUGACCAGCUACAUGACCAGCCACAUGACCAACCACAUGACCAGCCACAUGACCAACCACAUGACCAGCCACAUGACCAGCCACAUGACCAACCACAUGACCAGCCACAUGACCAGCCACAUGACCAACCACAUGACCAGCCACAUGACCAGCCACAUGACCAACCACAUGACCAGCUACAUGACCAGCCACAUGACCAACCACAUGACCAGCCACAUGACCAGCCACAUGACCAGCCACAUGACCAACCACAUGACCAACCACAUGACCAGCCACAUGACCAGCCACAUGACCAGCCACAUGACCAGCCACAUGACUAGCCACAUGACCAGCCACAUGACCAACUACAUGACCAGCCACAUGACCAACUACAUGACCAGCCACAUGACCAACUACAUGACCAGCCACAUGACCAGCCACAUGACCAGCCACAUGACCAACUACAUGACCAGCCACAUGACCAGCUACAUGACCAGCCACAUGACCAGCCACAUGACCAACCACAUGACCAACUACAUGACCAGCCACAUGACCAGCCACAUGACCAGCCACAUGACCAGCCACAUGACCAGCCACAUGACCAGCUACAUGACCAACCACAUGACCAGCCACAUGACCAACCACAUGACCAACCACAUGACCAACUACAUGACCAGCCACAUGACCAGCCACAUGACCAACCACAUGACCAACCACAUGACCAGCCACAUGACCAACUACAUGACCAGCCACAUGACCAGCUACAUGACCAACCACAUGACCAGCUACAUGACCAACCACAUGACCAACCACAUGACCAGCCACAUGACCAACCACAUGACCAGCUACAUGACCAACCACAUGACCAGCCACAUGACCAGCCACAUGACCAGCCACAUGACCAGCCACAUGACCAGCCACAUGACCAACCACAUGACCAGCCACAUGACCAGCCACAUGACCAGCCACAUGACCAAGUCACGCAGAGACCAAUCCCUCACUCCUCUCAGUACAAUAUUUAUGUCCGCUCUGAGCCGCAAACCCCUUAUUUACAUACACCACGUCGGGAUGUUUGCUUUCGCCUCUACCUCCUCUUUCCCGGAGCCGCUUGAUGUAUGGCUGAUCGGGUGA
This is a messenger RNA of Knipowitschia caucasica, 3174 nucleotides long. The record is from the annotation of a GenBank genome assembly. NCBI's taxonomy places the organism in Eukaryota, Metazoa, Chordata, Actinopteri, Gobiiformes, Gobiidae.